GAAACUCACUGCGUGGCGUUUGGAUCAUACCGCGAAUUGAGCUGGACUACUGGUUUCGAGAUGGGCACGCCACGUCUUGCUCGCGUGGUCGAACGAUGUUCUACGUUUACAAGCUCGAAGACGCGGCAAUGCAUUGCCGGCGACCAAAAAGAGGUAUGCGAAACACCGGGCCACGCCGGUUAAGGCUCAAGAUAAUUCAUUUUCUUUCACUCACUUACACGUAGGUUUGGCGUUUUCUCUCUUCACGUGCAGCUAAAAGGACAUAUGGAGGGAUUCUGAGAGAGUGAACUAGAUCUAGAACUUCGAAGCAAAUGAAUUUUUAUCUCAAAGAGCUCUAAGGAGAAGACACAUCGCGCGGUACUACAUCGAUUUGAGCCAAGCAGAGGCUGAAAAAGACUCUCCGCAGUUAGCAAAGGCAAGGAGUAUCUUUGGCGGCGAAGUAUUUCCUUUCGUUUCUAAUGAAGAAGAUUAAACGCGGCAUCGUGGUUAUUUGUGAAAUCACAGGGCUUGCACAGUUUUGACUUUGAACAGUACAUGUAUAAACUUCAGCAUCUACUUUGUGGUUUCUUUUAUUUAGCGUUCAUCUUCAAGGAGUUUGUGAAGAGGCACUCCUGCAGUGAGCAACCAAGCAAGGGAAGCACAUCUGCAUAUAUAUUUGUUGUUCCAUCGAUUUAGAAGAAAAGUCAGGGUUGAGAAACUCCAGCAACGGGGCUAAAAAAGUCUGCUGCUCUGGCGUGCGGGGCGCGAGAGAUUGUGUGUUGAUGCAUGCUGAUCGUUGAUUGAAGUUCAGGGGUAAUUGUGAAACUGUAGCGUUGCUUGGUGGAGUAUCUGCUGGAAAAGCACUAUCAAAUUCGACACAACGGAGUCCGUAGUUAACAGUUGCGGUUAC
Molecule: messenger RNA, 889 nt
Organism: Amoebophrya sp. A25
Lineage: Eukaryota; Dinophyceae; Syndiniales; Amoebophryaceae
Source: the annotation of a GenBank genome assembly